CCAAAUCAUCAUCCCUCCACCACCAUGCUGGACAGUAAAUAUGAUCUUUUCAAACGUGGCCUAACAAUUUAUUACUUACUAGUUGUUUCUUAUUGACCGGUCAUGAAAUUUGACAUUUAACAUGUUAUGUGAUUGCUUGGUUCACCUGUAUCUGAUUAUAAACGUGUAAAUUAAAUAUGAACAGUCAUGUAGAGUAAUGGGGUAAACAUGCUGAGGGACAUUCCUCCACAGAACCGUGGAAAACGGGCCCCGGGUACAAAUUGGAGCAGACUCUCAGAACUUUCUGCUCUUCCUACUGUUCGCCCCGUUUUAAAAGGAGGAGGUGUCUGGUUUGACCACGCCCACUCCUCUGAUCGAUCUGAUUGGUCUGAAGCCAUGUCAGUCAAAGUUCACGCGGUAGGUGAUUGGUUAGUGGGAGUUCCCGUUCUCAGUUUCAUGGUGGCCAUCUGAGGCUCGGGUUCGACGCUGUGGUGCUGCUGUGUGGCGGGCGUGGCGCACUUUGGCUCGGUUCGGAAAGAAAAAAAAGAGACGAACCGGUGCGGGUCUGCAGCUUUUGCCGGUCGCAGUUCGCUUGAGAAGGAAACUUGACCGGAAAAAUAACGGAACUGGAACUUUUUUCGCUUUUGGAGAAACUUUUUUAAAGAGAGAAACAUGGCAGACAGCGAGGAGCAGCAGCAGGUCUCCUCCAGCACCCCCCUGUUCAGCGAGGGCCACCACUACCAGGCUGAACCGGAACCAGAACCCCAGCUGGAACCUGGGCCCAAGCAGGACCUCUUCACUCCGGAUGACAUCGUGGAUCUGGUCGGCGGGGCUCAGGACGCUCUGGAGCGGCACAGGGCUGAGGAGGAGAGUGGGCUGCAGGUGUCCUCAGUGACUUCCACAGAACCAGUCCAAGAACCGGAGCCAGAACCCGAGAUAGAAGAGAAAAAUGUGCUAGAACCAGAACCUGAGCCCCAGUUCGAGAAGGCAGUCCCAGACUCUACCAGCUUUUCUUUUUGUCCGGAGGAGCCUGAGGUCGUGGCCCCCAGGGCCGAACCAGAGAGCUCGGAGCUCGGCCCGGCCCCCCCGGUGGAGCCUCCUGCCCCGCAGAGCGACGCCCUCCAUGCGGCCGCAGCCCGGGAAGCAGCGCCAUCCCCGGCAGAGGCAGCAGAGCAGCCCGCGGUGACACAGGAACCAGUGGCUCCGGCGUCGUAUGUAUCUUCUCCUCCUAAAGCACAGCCUCAUCUUCUGAUGCAGUUCCCUACAGAACUUGGGCAGAAGGGUGACUCCCCUGCACCCAUCUCUCCUAUCUCCCCUCUUCACUCACCCGACUCUUUGGAAGAGCUGUCUCUGACUGAGAGUCCGAACCAGCCACCUCCUUCAGGAUCUGCUGCACCCCUGGGCUCCUUCUCUAUUGAACUCCCCAGUACCCUUUCCAAGGACAUGCCUUGGGGGGUUGAAGAAGGCGACUCUGGACCAGGUCGUGGUAAAACUAAGGAAGAUCUUCUCGAUUCCUUAGCUUGUCCUUACCUGAGUUUAGGGAAAGACUCAGGGCCUCAUAAUCCAUGUGAAGACAGUGGCAUUUCGUUUUCACCCGAGGAGAAGCUUAUUAGCUCAGGCAGGUCCUCCACCGGCCCCUCCCCCGUGAACCCCCUGAUGAUGGUUCGUGAGUCUCACCUUACCUCCUCUAACCCAACAGAGCACUGGGAUUCACCAUUCCUCUCAUCUGAAGACAACUCCAAGGUCUCCAUGGAUUCCUUCACCAAGGACACAACCCCUAUUUGCUCCUCCAGAUAUGAACCAGAUGUGUGUGGUAACCAGUCUGAUGAAGAUGAAGACCUGAUGAAUGAGAUGAAGAAGAACAAUAACCCAUUUGAAGGCUAUUCCCCACUGGCUGACAGUGGCUACUCCCAUUUUGGAGACUCCAAGUCUCACACCAGUGCAUCCAAAAUGUCAGAGAGUCCCACACCAGACCUGGUCCAAUAUGGGCAAACUGGAGAAUCCCAGGAGAACCAACCAUCCAUUCUAGAUGAGGAGAAACCCUUUGAGACCAGUAAGACAGCCAGUGAAUCACUCAUGGAGUCAAUGAACAAGUUCUCCUCUGGUCCUAAAGAAGAUGAUGAGGAAGAAGAUGAAGAGGACUCUGUUCUGCCACCAUCACUUCCAGACAUCCUGAAGUCUUCCCCUCUCAACCCUGACAAAGUUGAUUCUGGCUCAUCUGAAGGAAGUCCGGAGGAGCAGAGCCCCAUCCUGGAACGCCGAAUGAUGGAGUCGCCCAACCCUCCCAUCAACCUGUCCGCUAACAACCCAUUUGCUUUUGAUACCAAAGUGUCCCUGCUGAAGGAGAUGACCGAGGAGAUGGAGGCCAGAUCUUCAGACAAUACAAAGAUUGAAGAAAACAAAAGCUUUGAAGGCUUCGAUCUGGUCAAAGAGGCAGAGGAGACCACCCCGCUGAAGGUCAAACAAGAGGAACCUGUCCAGAUUGAGCAGAAAGAUUGGUUCUCAAGCAACAAUCCCCCCAAAAAGACAGAAAGGUUUGAGCCGCUUGACUUCCAGAGCAAGAAGACCCCUGCUGAAGAUUCAGACUCUGAGUCUCCAACCGCGGACUCCCUGUCCCCAGUCCUGGAGGCCAUGGCCAAGAAUCCUGCCAGCUUCCAGGUAGAAACGGAGAAUAAAUACUUAAAGAUGGAGAUGGAGGAACCAGAGGUGGCUGAGGAGGUGUCUGAGCAUGAAGUCUCCUCUGAGGAGUUUGAGUUCAUUGAGAGACCGCCCCGAGGUGUAAUCGAUGAGUUCCUUGAAGCUCUGGAUACAUCCAAGUUUUCCUCAGCUAAGCCUCCAGAGAUCCCCAUGGAUGAAGAUUUCAGCUUCAGUCUGAAGGACACACCUCCUGUGGCUGCAGCUCCUCCUGCUAAGAUAGCCUUGCCUUCUGAGCCUGAACAAGAAGCUCCAAGUCAGAGCUCUUACCGCCUCCUCACCCAGGCCUCCCCCCAGAAGAGCAAGGCUGAGCUGGAGACAACCCCGAUCCAGGCUCCCCUCACCCAUCAACCCGCUGGAAAACCAGAGGAGCCGGCCACCAAGAAGAGCGUGGAGGGCAGCAAACUGUUUAAGAUGCCAAACCUGAAGAUAAGAGCAGUGGUGGAGCUAUUGUACUGGCGUGACGUGAAGACGACGGGUGUGGUGUUCGGCGCCUCCUUGCUGCUGCUGCUGUCCCUAACGGUGUGCAGCAUUGUCAGCGUGUGCUCCUACAUCGGCCUGGCUCUGCUCUCCGUCACUAUCUGCUUCAGGAUAUACAAAGGAAUCCUGCAGGCCAUCCAGAAGUCCGAUGAAGGACAUCCGUUCAAGCAGUACCUGGACCAGGAGGUGGCGCUGUCCGAUGACACGGUCCAUAAGUACAGUGACGUGAUUCUGGAAAAACUUAACAAGACCAUCGAGGAGCUGAGGCGCCUGUUCCUGGUCGAGGACCUGGUGGACUCCAUCAAGUUUGCUGUGCUGAUGUGGAUCCUGACCUAUGUGGGCGCCUUGUUCAACGGGCUCACUCUGCUGAUCCUGGGUCUGAUCGGGGCGUUCAGCUGCCCAAUCAUUUAUGAGAAACACCAGGCUCAGAUUGAUCAUUACCUGGCGCUGGUCAACAACCAGAUCAAGGAUGUGGUGGGAAAGGUUCAGGCGAAGGUUCCUGGACUGAAGCGUAAGGCGGAUUGAAGAAUCAGAAGGUCGGAGUUUGGAUUCAGGAAGUCCGGAUGGGAAGUUGGGGGGGGGGCGUGGCCCUUCUUAAUGUAUUUGUCAGAUUAAUAAACUUUUUUUUUCCAGUUCAGAAUUCCUUAUUUUGUGCUUCUGAGAAAAGUUCUGGUCGGUUUAAUGAUGAUGAUCUCUUCUGUUUUAUUUUGUAAAGUUUCUGUGAGCCAAUCAGAGUCUCAGAAACACAUUUCAAACUUGGUGAAGCCCCGCCCUCCUACGUCAGUGUAUCAUAGGGGGUUGGAGCUCCUCCACCCCAGAUGUUUCAUGUCUCUUUCAGGUGGCGGAGCAGGGAGGUUCUGGAGCUGAUGAAGACGAGCUCAGAUUAUUUUUGUUAUUUUGUGAUCAUUUGGUUUUUUUUGUCUCGUCCCUGAAGCUCGGAGCUCGUUUCCUCAGUCAGCCGCUGUCCUGAUGGGGAGGAGGAGGAGGGCUUGUACUAAAAUCUUCAUCGCUUCUCAGUAACUGUAGCUAGAACCAUGUAGAGAACUUCUGGCAGACAAAUAAAAGUCGUUAGAAUCAUCGUCAUGUCAUUACCGCCAUCUAGUGGGGAACUCCAGAGCGUCUCCAUCCUUCAGAUAUUCUAUUUAAAGUAACGAUGAAAUGGGUCCGAGCUUCAAGCUUCAGAAACUGAAACGUUGAUGUGACUCUGAAGAACUUCAGCAUCUGUUUGUUCUGCUUUAAUUGUGAAUGAUAAACUUCUUCAUACUUCAACUGUGCUGAUUUCUAAAGCUCCCGGCUGGGAGUCGUGUUUGUGGAAUGCAUUGUGAGAUGUAAACAGUUAUCAAUAAAGCUUCUAGACGAAGAA
Girardinichthys multiradiatus is the source of this 4516-nucleotide messenger RNA. Its product is annotated as reticulon-4-like. Bases 652 to 3678 code for a protein of 1008 amino acids. Gene Ontology annotation, biological process: brain development; endoplasmic reticulum tubular network formation; neuron differentiation. The record is from RefSeq and is a predicted model, not a curated record. Lineage: Eukaryota; Metazoa; Chordata; Actinopteri; Cyprinodontiformes; Goodeidae. Gene Ontology annotation, cellular component: postsynaptic density; neuron projection. The transcript is spliced from 9 exons.